AUGCAAAUCAAGAACAUCCUCGCCAUUGCCCUUCUCGCUUCUCCAACCUUCGCACUACCUGCUGCUGCAGGACCCAGCGAGAGAGAUGAGCUCAACCUCUUCGAAGCCCGCGCGUUCACCGUCAACGUGGCCACGGCCGAGGCCCAGGCUAAGACGGGUGGCUGCACUAAGGGCAAGAGCGGCUACCCGCACAUGUUUGAGAACAAUGACAGGAUUCACUGGGGCAAUACCGCCAAGGUGAAAACGUGGUUGAAGGACGAGAAAAGGGGUAGCAAUAGAGUUCCUACUGGCUCCAAGAUCCCCGUUCGCGUGGUAUAUAUGGAGGGCAACAACGGCGAAUGGAUCUACUGUGGUGUCAUGAUCCACAAGGAAGUGGAGUCGGAUAAUACUGGCAAGGGGCUCGUCAACAUUUGCUCCUGA
Molecule: messenger RNA, 420 nt
Organism: Aspergillus brunneoviolaceus CBS 621.78
Lineage: Eukaryota; Fungi; Ascomycota; Eurotiomycetes; Eurotiales; Aspergillaceae
Exons: 3
Coding region: 1-420 (139 amino acids)
Molecular function (GO): RNA nuclease activity; RNA binding
Source: RefSeq, a predicted model, not a curated record